This is a messenger RNA of Patiria miniata (bat star), 666 nucleotides long. RefSeq names its product complement C1q tumor necrosis factor-related protein 3-like. Bases 1 to 666 code for a protein of 221 amino acids. The record is from RefSeq and is a predicted model, not a curated record. Lineage: Eukaryota; Metazoa; Echinodermata; Asteroidea; Valvatida; Asterinidae. Gene Ontology annotation, molecular function: protein binding. The transcript has 2 exons.
AUGAAAAAUGCUGGAUGUCAGGCCCAUGUAUCAUUGCCCCCUCCCUCCCCUCCCCCAACACAACCAGAAGCCCACCGACAGUGUUGUUCUGCAUCCACCUGUGAAGAGCAGGGUGUUCAGCGGGGAGCACCUGGGAACAAAGGGUCUAAAGGGGACGAUGGGAUUGGUCUGCCCGGCAAGAUAGGUCCGAGAGGUCUUGUUGGAGCAGCCGGUCAGGCUGGUGUCAAAGGUCAGAAGGGUGAGCCGGGGGAGACGCUGGACGACUCCAACCAGCGGGUGGCAUUCACCGUGGUGAGGACAAGCCAGUUCACCUCUUCCAGUCACGACACCCGUUUGCCCUUCCAGCAGACCGAGAUACUUUUGUCGGGUACCAGCUUCGAUCUCGAGACCGGUACGUUCACCUGCAGUGUGCCGGGCACCUACGUAUUUUCCUUUUCUGUUCUUAAGUAUAGCAAUAGUGGUAGCCUUCACAUCCAUCUUGUUAAAAACAGUUACUGGGUGAUCACUACUUAUGGUGAAUCAAGUCAACGCGGUCAGUUGUCUGGUAGCGCUGUGCUGGUUCUGCAGCGUGGAGACGCGGUGUAUUUAGCGAUGUACGGUCGGGUGCACAGUGAUUCCACCCAGCACUUCAGCUCAUUUAGUGGCUUUCUCCUUAACUCCGAAUAA